Molecule: messenger RNA, 2097 nt
Organism: Striga asiatica
Lineage: Eukaryota; Viridiplantae; Streptophyta; Magnoliopsida; Lamiales; Orobanchaceae
Source: the annotation of a GenBank genome assembly
UUACACCUCAUAUGGCAAAUCCCCUGUUCUGAAUGGAUCUCUGGCGGCCGUUGCCCAUCGUUGAGUCAUGCAAUCUCUCCGGAAACGCCUGAUACCGGCGAGAAAAAUAUUCCGGCGACGCUAAGGAGUCUGUCACCCGCCUUGACGGACGUGAAAAAGGAGAACGUCGAGGAGAAGUAUCUCAGAAGUGCUCAGUUUGUAGUUGAAAGGAAAAUUCAGAGGGAUAAUGAACAUCCUUGGGUCCAAAAUGCGAAGAAGGCUUUGGAUGUUUAUUUUGGAGAUGUUGUCAGGUUAAGUCUGAGGCAGUUCUCACUAAUGAACAGAUUAAAAAGGAAGGCUCUCAGGGUUAGUUUAUGAUUAUAUGUUUGUUAUAUUUUCUGAAAUUACACAUUAUGGCAAUAUGGCUUAGCAAGUUUUGUAGGUAUAGUUAUUUUCUUGAUGAGGUCACUGCUAAUAUCUUAUCUACUGAAGUUGUCCAAGGCAUCAAAGAGCUAUUAGAUGUUGAUAACAUGGUGAUAUUUUCAACUGAAAAUUUACUCGGUACUGAUGAUUCGUCUCGUUUGUGUGAGUUACCGAGUCAAUAUUGUGACAUAGUCAUUAUGGUGAAAAGGCGUUCCAAUUGAUAGGUGGUUUACAAGGUGUUGAUUUAGUACAACUAGUGCUGUUAAAUAAACGAGUCUGGCUCGGCUCAGCUCAUUAAGGCUUGCAAAGAGAAUAUUUAUAUAAUUUUUUAUAGUUCCGUUCGUUAAAGCUCGAGAUCGGCUCGAGCUGAGCUUGAGCUCGAUUUUUGGCUCGUUUAUUUAAUGAGCUGAGCUCGAGCUCGAGCUCGUCUCGUUUACAGGCCUAAGUACAGCACAUAGCAUUGUGGUCCCUAAGUAUGCCGUGUUAGUUCCUAUUCUCGUCUCUAUCAAAAUCUAAAUGGUAACAGGUGAAGAAUAAGAUAUCUGGUAAUCUAAUGAAUAUCUGUGUCGAAUGAACUAGCUCUUGAAUGCAUAUUCGGUUUCUGAGCAGUAUCAUGAGAUUGCUUCAUGAUUGUACUGGAAAAUACAAAAUUUUAUUCACUUAUAAAUUAGUUAAAAUACCUUAUAGUAAGUAUGCUUCCACUUGCAUUCGACACUUGCUCAAUAAUAAUGGAACACACAAAUAGAAAAACGAACAUUUCAAGCUACAUCUUUUAUUCUUUGUUUCUGUUGCAUUAUUUCAAUCAUAUCCGUUUUGCUAUGCAAUUUGUUCCUUUGCUUUUGUAAAGCCAUCAUUUCACCUCAUAAGUAUCUAAAUUGGUUUUUGUGACAACCGCUAGCUAGCUGACAGCAUUGCUUGUGGCUAUGAGUUAUCUUGUAGGGAAAAUGAAGUGAUUAAAAUACUUUUCCUAGCUCGACUAUGUGUUUGGAUGAGCCCACCAUCUUAUCUAAACUGCAUAUUUUUCUCCCACCAUCUUUUGCUUUGUCCAUGCACGUGAUGCAUAAUCCUUUAUUAAUGUAUUUCAUUUUUUUAUUUUCUGAAAAAAAUGUUGUUAUCGUGUCUCAUUUGGAUUGAUCACAUCGUUCGUAUGUUUCUAUUAUCACUAAUAUACGAUUGACCUGUUUUGAGGUACUUUGAGUUGAGAAGCUUUUGAAAUGGCUGAUGCCUGAUGAUGGUUUUUUCGAGUUUCACUCAGAGAGUUUCCUUUUCUUUGUUAUGCUCACAUCACAAUUCAAAUGAGACAGUUGCUUAUGUGAAUUGUUGCAGAAGGACCUUGUAUCCGUUUUGAAAUAUUGAACAAAAUAGUUUUUAUUUCAUAUGCAUAUUUUAUAUUUUCUCAUACUGUCUUGUAUAGAAGAAAUGUACACGGACAAAUUUCUUGGCAAAUUAUGGUGACAAGUCGAACUUGUGUUAUUUUCUUUGAAAGAGCUAAUCUCAAGAGUGAAGGGCUGAAAGUGGGCCCCGUAGAUAGUUUAGGUAUGUUGUAUAAAAGUAUGUCGGCCUGUCGUUGUGGAAUAGAGGUAGGUUUUGAGAAAUUCAAUUAGCCCACAAACACAUUUAAACAACGUGCGUAUUGAUUUCUUUUCCUUUUGUGUAACUAUUAAGAAGUCGGCAAUCGAGCCCCAUCUAUUUAAG